This is a messenger RNA of Colletotrichum paranaense, 1434 nucleotides long. RefSeq names its product C2 domain-containing protein. Gene Ontology annotation, molecular function: lipid binding. The transcript has 4 exons. NCBI's taxonomy places the organism in Eukaryota, Fungi, Ascomycota, Sordariomycetes, Glomerellales, Glomerellaceae. The coding region runs from base 1 to 1434 and encodes 477 amino acids. The record is from RefSeq and is a predicted model, not a curated record.
AUGGCAGGAAUCGUAGAUAAGUUGACCGCCUCUGGAGGCACCGAAUCAGCAGGAUUCCUCAACGAUAUCAUCGAGCAGCUAUGGCCAAACAUCAAUGUUGCCGGCUGCAGGAUGGUAAAGGAGAUUGUGGAGCCCAUGUUCGCUACGAUGCUUCCUGGCCCCCUCGCGAGCCUCAAGUUCGUCAAGCUGGACCUCGGAACUGUUCCCAUGCGGGUAGCAGAAGUGGACGUCCACAAGGUUGACAACGGCGGUAUCAAGCUUGACAUGGACGUGAUCUGGGAAGGAAAGAGCGACAUCGAGCUCGAUGGCAAGAUGGUGCCCAAACUGGGUAUCGAGCAUGUUCAUCUGAAAGGCAGACUUUCCAUCCUGCUUGCACCUCUAACAAAUAUCAUCCCCUUGAUUGGAGCUGCGCAAGUCGCCUUCAUCAACCCACCAGAACUCAAACUCGACUUCACCAAUGCUGCAAACAUCGCAGACUGGGCCUUGGUUGAUAAGGCUGUGCGCAAGGUCAUUCUGGACAUCAUCGCCUCAAUGGCUGUGCUCCCCAACCGUUACCUUGUGAAGCUUGACAGCAACAAUGACUACUUUAGAACAUACCUGCCUCAUUUGGGCGCUCUUCGCCUUACCAUUGAGAGAGCAAUUGGUAUCAACGGCCCAAAGAAGAGUGGCGCCAAGAGACUGUUGGCCAAGAUUGUCAAGGAUGUCCCCGACUGCUACGCUAAGGUGAACGUUGGUGCUGAGGAGGAGUGGCGCACAUCUGUUAAGAAGAAUGACCACGACCCAGAGUGGAACGAGACCCACGACUUCCUCGUCGCAGACUACGAUCAGCGCAUCUUUAUUGAUGUCCAGGAUGAUGACCUCGGUGGCGAUGACGAUAUUGGUAUCGCGACUACUACGGUCAAGGACAUUUUGCUCAAUGGCGGCUCCCAGGAGUUGGCUCUUACCCACAAGGACGAGCCUACUGAUGCCAAGAUCGUCGUCCAUGCAAAGUUCUAUAACUUUGUGGACAACGCUGAAGUCAUCACAUCCACUCGAAGUGAGAAUGAGCACCAAAUCGUCGGUCUCGCAACGGUCCUCAUAGCCAGCGCCCUCGGAUUGCAGGGCCAGCGCGACGAACUUAACCCCAGUAUCAAGGUGACGUGGGGCGCAAAGGAGUUCCGCACUGCCGCCAAGACGUACAGCCCGGGAACAGACAUUUUCAACCCGUCUUUCGAUCAGGCAUUCAGGAUCCCUGUGACGGCAGACUUGCUCGCCAACCCUGCCAACUUCAAGAUCUCUCUGCUCAACAAGGCUGACGAGACUGGUGCUGUUGAGAUUCCUUUCCAGGAUAUUCUUCAUGCGCCUGGCUUGGUGAAGGAGGAGAGCUUCGAUGUCGGAUCUGGCGCGACUGUGAGAGCCAGUAUCUCUCUUCGCGGCUUGCAGGUUGCGCACUAA